UUUAGUUUUCACCAUGGCAACGGUCACGUGAUGACAACCUGUGCGUGCUUGGUGACCGGCAAAGGGCAUAGAGGUUCAUUCAGACUAGAAGCCAGGCGACUUGCGGGAGGGUUUUCGUGUAAUUUCUUCGCGGAUUUUCUCGGCAAAGUUUGAAGAUGCACCGCGCCUACCAGCCCAUCACUCCAGCGGGGAACAAGCUGUUACAGCAAAAAUGGGACGACAAGUACUACAACGAACACAGGGACCUCGUUCGGACAGCCAAACCGAUGGUGGAUACAAAAGCCCCUCGUACCUACGUGCACAUGCACAUGAAGCUCAGAAAACUACAGUUGGAGGAGGAGAGACUGGCCACCAUUGAGAGAGACAACCGCAUCCUACUGGAGAAAAUGUCGCACAUCAUGCGCACACGGGGCCGCGUGGACAACCGGAACGAGUACGAGCACCACAGUCUGAACCGUGAGAAGCGUCAGCGGGAGUUGAUGCGCAUCACUAAGGAGAACCAGGAGAUCCUGAAGCGAAUCAUGAAGCGAGAGCCAGAGUACGACCACGCCAAGUGGCAGCGGGACUGGGAGAAGAACGAACAGUUCAUGGACAACAUCGCCCGCUACCCAAAGGGCUGGUACGACGAAUGGAAGACUGAAGAAGAUAAGAAAAGGCAAAAAUCUCGCGAGACAUCCCGGCAGUCUACAAGACGUUCCUCAGAACAGACCCCCAGGAAGAAGAGCCGGACGAAAUCAGAGAGAAAAGACAGCGCCCAAUCAGAAGACAGAAAAGAAGAUGAUGCAAAACAAACUGACCAAUCAGAGAAGCCAAAAGAGGAGGAGGGAGCAGCAGGAGGAGAGGAGGAACCUAAGAAAGUAGAAGAAGAAGCAGAGUAGAGAAAUGUGCAAAGAUGAUCAAAUUGGUCACCUGACCUCCUUAGCAGGCCAUGCCACUGGAGUUUUAUGGAGGCUUUUAUAAUGCACCUCUUUUUCUUACAGCAUAUCACUUUUAUUUGCAACUGUAGGUUCUUGUGGCAGUCUAUUCUGGGCUGACACAAGAGCACUGUUACAACUAGAGGUGAUAGGUGAUUUAAAAAAGCGCAUUAUAAAAGCAUGCUAUGGUCAACUGUGGAGGUGCAGAUACAAGUCCUGAACUUUCCUAUUUUGGCAAGAUAUUACUCAAAUUUGACCAAAUAAAAAUGUAACAAAUAAGAAAUGUAACAAAUGUACCAAAUAAAAAUGUAACAAAAAUAACACUGUGAAUUCUGAAUUUGCCCUAUGUACAUGUAUAGCCAAUCAGUGAAAAAUCUUCAAGUUGUUAGGUGAAAAUAGGAUGAAAAGAAAAGGACUUACAGUAUUUUGAAGUUUCUUCGUGGUAGAAAACUUUGGGUGCCUCCACAAAAGGCAGUUGUUAAACUGAGAUCAUCUCUGAUCAGUAAUGCAUUGACUAAUCAGCAGAAUAUCAUCAACUGUGUAUCAUGAAAGAUUUGAUACACAUUCUGUAUUUUGACUAACUGUGCACUAAGUUUGGAGACUUCUCAAAACCCUAACAUGUAUUAAUAAGUACCAGAGUUGUACAACCAGGACAAGUGAAACUAGAAGCUAAUGCUGCUACAAUGUUCAUGUAUGUCAUAGUGUAAGAGUGUAUAAUUUGAUGAACAUGGUACAAUAUUGUGACAUAUCUUGAGUGCUACAUGUAGGCAUGUGUAUUAUGGCAUAAUGCAUUAUUUUUUUCAUAUCCCACUUUUUAAAAAUAUCUACAAGUUACUGAAGUUACUGUUAUGGUAGAUAUCUAAUUAAAACAUUAUAAAAAGAUUUAAUCUGUUGUUCAUAACGGUAAGUUUCUUACUAAAAGAAUAUCUAUAACAGAAAAUGUUUUCCUAUGCUGAGUGAACACAAGUUUUAUCAUACAUUGACUACAAAUCUGCUCAGUGUGUUAUGUGUUAAGUCUGUUUGAGUAUGACAAAACAAAGGAAACACAACACAAAGGUAUGAAAAGAAUGGAUGAUUGAUGAGAUGGCACAUUAAGAACUUGAUGGAUGUGGCUUAAGAUGACAAGACAAUUCCUGUAAGAUACAAGCAGUGUCAUCACUCAGGGAAAGUUGUCACAAAGACAAAGGAGUUUGCAUGAUGGAAAGAUGGCCUGACGUCAAUUGGCAUUUUUACUGUAUUCAACUGUGUCAGCAAAUGAAUUAAAAAUGUUCAUGUGUGGUG
Molecule: messenger RNA, 2195 nt
Organism: Branchiostoma belcheri (Belcher's lancelet)
Lineage: Eukaryota; Metazoa; Chordata; Leptocardii; Amphioxiformes; Branchiostomatidae
Exons: 5
Coding region: 156-878 (240 amino acids)
Source: RefSeq, a predicted model, not a curated record